Molecule: messenger RNA, 873 nt
Organism: Tetrahymena thermophila SB210
Lineage: Eukaryota; Ciliophora; Oligohymenophorea; Hymenostomatida; Tetrahymenidae
Exons: 9
Biological process (GO): nucleocytoplasmic transport; activation of GTPase activity
Cellular component (GO): cytosol; nucleus; perinuclear region of cytoplasm
Molecular function (GO): GTPase activator activity; small GTPase binding
Source: RefSeq, a predicted model, not a curated record
AUGAUUUUGAAAUUAAUUUUUUGUGAUAUCGCUUCAUAAAAGCAAAUUUAUAAAUUAAUAUUUGAUAAUUAUUAUAUUUUAUUUGUUCUUUUUAUCCAUUUAAAAUUAAUUAAUUAAAAAUAAAUGAUAUAAUAGAUUAAAUAUUACAACAAAUUAGAAGAGUUUUUAAACUCUCCACUUUAAUCUCAAUAGGUUCUCCAUAUUAAUUUGAAUGGUAAUUAAAUUGGAGCAAUGGGUGCAUCAUACUUAGUUUCAUCUUUAGCAAAAUGCAUCAAUCUCUCAAAUUUGACACUUGAUCUUUGUGGUAAUUAAAUUGGAGCAAUAGGCGCAUCAGACUUAGGUUCUGGUUUAGCCAAGUGCAUUAAUCUCUCAAAAUUGGCACUUUAACUUGGCUGUAAUUAAAUUGGUGCAAUGGGUGCAUCAUACUUAGUUUCAGCUUUAGCAAAAUGCAUCAAUCUCUCAAAUUUGACACUUGAUCUUUGUUCCAAUUAAAUUGGCGAUCAAGGUGAAUCAGAAUUAGGCUCUGCUUUAGGAAAGUGCAUUAAUCUCUCAAAUUUGACUCUUUAACUUGGCUCUAAUUAAAUUGAUGAUAAAGGUUUAUAAAGUUUAUGUCAUGAUUUAUCAAAGUGCAUUAAUCUCUCAAAUUUGACACUUUACCUUAAUCAUAAUUAAAUUGGCGAUGAAGGUACAUCAGACUUAGGUUCUGCUUUAGCAAAGUGCAUCAAUCUCUAAAAUUUGACACUUAACCUUUUUGGUAAUUAAAUUGGUGCAAUUGGUGCAUCAAUCUUAGGUUUAGGUUUAGAAAAGUGCAUUAGUCUCUCAAAUUUGAUACUUGAACUUGGGUAAAAAGCGUUUAUUUAUUAUGGAUUGUGA